AUGUGGAGUGUAUCUACCGUCCUCCGCCACCUCCUCGUCGCAAAAGGGACCGAGAAACCAAUGGGAGUAUAUCUCAAGAACGGGGAAAGCAUCUUAGACGCAGCACUGGAUUUGAUGGACAUCCUUCAACCCCUCAGCAUCGCAAUACUAGGGGAGAGCAACGGCCUGAAGGAGGGAAAACUCCCAAAUGCAGCAGACGUAUUAGGCGAUGGAUCGGAUAAUAGUACCGAUAACAUUGCUCACGAUGUGAGCGACGAUUAUGCGAUACUCUCGACAUCUGCAACCAGAGACGUUCUUACGGAUCUCCACCCAAGCCCCCUGAAUAUCUUCAAGUUGUGGCAGGCGUUUCUCGAGAAUGUGAACCCACUCACCAAAAUUAUACAUGCUCCAACUGUGCAACAACAGAUUUUGGACGCCAUGAGUGAUCUGGGAAAAGUGAGCCGGGAGAUCGAAGCAUUGAUGUUCGCGAUAUACUGCAUAGCAUUGGUUUCCUUGCAAGCAGAAGAUGUCGAAAAAUCUUUCGGAGAAAGCAAGAAAGCCCUCCUAUCAAAGUGCAGACGAGGAGCCCAACUCGCUUUCAAGAAUGCAUCGCUUCUUCGCACAUCAAGCUCAGUGGUUCUCCAGGCGUUUAUGCUCUACCUACUCUGCAUGCGUUCGUUCUCUGAUCCACAUACUAUCUGGACAUUAUGUGGUAUUGCAGUAAGAAUCGCUCAACGAAUUGGGAUUCACCGCGACGGGUCUGCAUAUGGACUUUCGGUAUUCGAAACUGAGAUGCGCCGUCGCAUCUGGUUCCAACUCGUGAUCAUAGAUGCCACAUCUGCACAGUUCUGCGGUGUAGCAUCAACGCCGCUACCAGCCACAAUUGAUGUCCAACCACCAAUGAAUGCAAAUGAUAGCGAUCUUGAUCCUCGCAUGACCGAGCCAGCCUGUGAGAAGCCAGGGCCGACAGAAAUGAUGUUUGUUCUGGCUCGGAGUGCAUUUGGAAAAUGGCUCCUUCGGUUGUCAAACCAGGUUGAGAGUUCUAAUAAUGGGCCAUGGGCCUUCUUGUCAUCGUCAUCAAUGUCCUUGAAGGACAAGGACAAGACUAUUGAUGAACUUGAAGCACACAUGGAAGAUAAAUUCCUCCGGCACUGCGAUAAAUCCCUCCCGCUACACAUGGCAACGGCAAUGAUGGCGCGCUCGGCUAUAUACUAUACACGGCUAAUGGCACACCAUCCUCGUCAAUACCAGGAUCCCAACACUCGCAUCCCCCAACCAGAGAAAGACGUCAUCUUUGAGAAUUCCCUCAAGAUGACAGAAUAUGCUGACUACGCACAAAACAAUCCAAUUGUACGGAAAUACUCAUGGCACAUGGUGAAUCAUAUGCCGUGGGAUGCCAUAAUAUUCAUGCUCUCGGAAAUGCGGCACCGGACUGAUUCUGAAGAGAAGAGCAAAGUCUGGCAACUGAUUGGAAAUGUGUACUCUGGACAUAUCAAGUCGAUGAACAAGAACGGCCCAACGCCUCUUCACAUGGCUAUUCAAAAUUUAAUUGUCAAGGCCUGGAAGACGUACAUUGAAGAGUGUAAUCUCAAUGACCGCACACCAACGCCUUGUCCAACCAUCGUUGCAUCUUUGCUAGCCAAUGCGGAGGGAAUUUCCAGCCCGCAACACGAAGAUGAAAACUUCACAACCGGCGAGCGUGUAACUAGGCUACAAGAUCAACCGAGACACGACCGUUCUAGUUCACAACUUGGACUGGAGGCCGAGAACUUUGGUUUCCUGCUUGGUGAUAGCCCGCAGGAUUGGAAUGAAUGGGACAAUCUUCUCAGUAACUUCCAAGGAUCUUUUACAGAUGAUGCAACAUAUCUGUCGUGA
Molecule: messenger RNA, 1854 nt
Organism: Penicillium expansum
Lineage: Eukaryota; Fungi; Ascomycota; Eurotiomycetes; Eurotiales; Aspergillaceae
Product: fungal specific transcription factor domain-containing protein
Exons: 3
Coding region: 1-1854 (617 amino acids)
Biological process (GO): DNA-templated transcription
Molecular function (GO): zinc ion binding; DNA binding
Source: RefSeq, a predicted model, not a curated record